Molecule: messenger RNA, 791 nt
Organism: Anopheles coluzzii
Lineage: Eukaryota; Metazoa; Arthropoda; Insecta; Diptera; Culicidae
Exons: 2
Coding region: 446-724 (92 amino acids)
Source: RefSeq, a predicted model, not a curated record
UAGGGCCACCGGUUCAUACGAGGUCGUCACGGCGACUUCAAUAUGGUACACAAUGGUUAUACACAAUCGUUUACAACUAACGUUCACUGACUUGUUCAAUUGAAUGCAUUUUUCCUAUGCAAGUUGUGCAAUUUACACCCCAAACAAGUGCAAUUCCUCGCGUGCAAAUGAAGCACUUUUCAAGCAUCUGUAACUGCGGGGAACUCUUUUUUCCUCAAACAUGCACAGCCAAGGAUGGUGAAGUUGGAUUUGAAAUUUAAAUUGCAUUUUUUCCCUCACAGCUGCUUUCCAGUUGCCCAGCCCAGCCAGCUGAGCCAAUCGUUUGUUCGCCCAAAAAAAAAAGCCGGCACUAUAAAAGGAAGGUACAACUUUUCUCCCGCUGUACAGUAAACUAAUUUCAACUAUCGACUAGUACGGAGAAACUGCAGCUCACGAACUGGUAAUCAUGAGAUUCUGCUGCGUCGCACUCAUCGGGCUGUUGUUGUGCUCUGUGCAGAGCGUCACAGCCAACGAUCCAGUCGAUGCACUGGGUGCUUGCAGUGGUAAUUUGUUUGGUCUGCUUAUGACACGACUUCAGCAGAUGGUCGAGGACUUUACAGCGUGCCGCCAGGAAGCGACUGCCAACGAUCCUCAACACGAUUGCAGCGAUAGUAUACAGCGUGCAAAGGUUGAUCUGCAGCAGCAGUUGGUUAAUUACAGUUACUGUACUAAGAAUAUACAAUAAUUGAAGGUGUUGCUGUUGGUCUAUUAAAACCAUGGUGUAAUAAAUGAUUAUGUGCUGAAUAUAUUAC